This is a messenger RNA of Puccinia graminis f. sp. tritici CRL 75-36-700-3, 570 nucleotides long. RefSeq lists its product as uncharacterized. The coding region runs from base 1 to 570 and encodes 189 amino acids. The record is from RefSeq and is a predicted model, not a curated record. Lineage: Eukaryota; Fungi; Basidiomycota; Pucciniomycetes; Pucciniales; Pucciniaceae. The transcript has a single exon.
AUGAACUCUCUUCCAGUUGAAGCCGUAACUUCAAUUUUAAAUCAUCUUAAUGUAGGCGAAGAUCAUGACUGUGAACACCCAAGCUCCUCCGCCUACUGGUCCGUCCCUCUCCAGACUCAGGCGGCAUUCUGGGAGAGGCGUGUUGCUGCAGACAGGACCGCAUGGAACUUGGGGGUCGAGUUCCGGACGAUUUCUCGACAGUUCAAUCAUGCCAUGUCGGCCCGGAUGAAUCAAUCCGUUAUCCUUGCCGGUCCGACGAACGCCGCCUUUGUCCCGCGAAGUCAUCUCCUCACUUCGCCAUGCAAGCGGAUCAAGAUUUACUCCACCAGCGGCUGCUCCCAGGGACUGGAGUUGCUGAGGAGUAACAGCGCCACCAUCAAGUCGUUCUUCGUCGAGAUGGGCCGUGCCCCGUCUUCGACGCAGUGGCCAAAUCCCUUGCCGCCCCUGGAUCUCCGAUCCACCUCAUUCCCCCUCCUAACUUCAUUCACCUUCCGAACAAACGCUGGCUGCGAAUGGCUCAGAUUCGACACUCUAGUCGAACUCCUACGCAACUCGCCCUGCCUGAAGUGA